Entrophospora candida is the source of this 843-nucleotide messenger RNA. NCBI's taxonomy places the organism in Eukaryota, Fungi, Glomeromycota, Glomeromycetes, Entrophosporales, Entrophosporaceae. The record is from the annotation of a GenBank genome assembly.
AUGGGUUCAACAACUAUCGUUGAUGAAAUUAAAGAUAUAUUAAAUGCAGAAGUCUAUAUUGAUCUUGAUAAAUUAAGAGAGCUUUCUCGUCGUGGUAUUCCAAAGGAAGUACGUGGAGCAGUAUGGAAGUAUUUACUCGAAGUAAAUCCUGCUGAUAGAUCGCAGGAAUUAACAAGUACUAAAGCAAAAUAUCAAGAAUAUUCAGCUAUAGAUAAAGAAAACUUUGAGAUAACAAGAAUUCGUGGAGAAGUUAGUAGAUAUCAAAAAACUUACUUGAAUCAUAAUAGAGAUAUAGAAUAUUACCCGGCACUUAUACAUUUAUGUGGUCCGUUUGUUUACUGCAUUAGAAACGAAGCCGAGGUUUACUAUUGUUUCGAAAGAUUAAUGGGAACAUUAGUCAUCUUAUUCAUAGAUGGAUCUUCAAUUAAUUCUUAUUUAGAUGAAUACAAUUCAACUCAUAAUAUAAAUGAAAGAGUUGCCAAUUUUAUGACAUUAUUUAGAUCAAUAAUACCUGACCUAUGUAAUUAUUUCGAAGAGGAAGAAGUUGAUAUUAAUGAUUGGUCAUCUUCAUGGUUACAAUAUUUGUUAGCUAAAGAACUUCAAUUUGAUAAUUUAUUACGUCUUUGGGAUACUUAUUUUUCAAUUGAUGAUCCAAUUGAAUUCCAUUCCUAUGUAUGUUUAGCUGUAUUAAAACAUAAUAAAGAAUAUCUUGAAGAAUUAGAACAGUCGGAAAUUAGAACUUUAUUGUUAAGAUUGCCAUCAAUGGAUAUGGGACAAAUUAUCAAUCAAGCUUUUAAUAUUAGACAUGAAAUACUAGAAAAAGAAAUUUCUGAUUCACUUUGA